CUAUGCCUCAUUAGAACAAGAGAGACCAUGCCUGGAACCAAAAUCUGUAUCAGUCAAAAGCCAUUGUGAGAAUGAAUGAAUCUCUACUCAGCAAUUUACGUGAGCAACCUAUUAAUACACACCGCUUAGAUGGAUUUAGAUGGAUCAAAAGGACAUCAUGCUGAGUGCAAAAUGCUGCACCCCAAAGGUUAUAUCCUGUAUGAUUCCAUUUAUAUGACAUUCCCCAAAGAUGGAUGAUGAGGAAGGAGAGAUGGGUGUGACUAAGCGGUAGGUCUUCUGUAGUGAUGGAGCAGUUUUAUAUCUUGAUUGCAGUGGUACUUACAUGCGUCUAAAUAUAUGACAAAAUGAUAUAAAACUAUAUACAUACAGUGUACCACUUUCAGUUUCCUGGUUUUAAUAUUGUACUAUAACUACGUAAGAGGGAACCAUUGGGGAACUGACUAAAGGUACCAGAAACACUUUGUACUGUUCUUGUAAUAUAAAGAUGAAUUUAAAGCAAUUUCAAAAUAAAAACAUAGCUGAAAGAAUAAAGAAAUAAAAUUUUAGUAAUUAAAACUUAAAUUCUAGACAUGAAAGAUUCCUUUGAAAUGUGCCAUCAGUUUUGGGAAAAUUACAUUCUAUUGUAUCUAGAAAUGAUGAGAAGCAAUAAAACUGUAAGAUUCCAGGUAGGAACAAAUAGUUUUUAUUUCACUCCAUCAUAUUCCCCAUUACCAUAGUGCAAUUUAUUUAUACAAUUUGAGAACCUAUGUUCCAGAAUAUCUAUAUUUAAUUUGGUUUCAUGAGUUCUAAUUUCUAAAUUUGUGCUUCUCUUUGGUUUAUUUUCUUCCUGCUAAAAUGGUGAGGUUUUUCAAUGAUUUAAACUUGAAUGCUUGUACUCAAUAAUAUGGCAUCUUAGAAUUUUUCAUUUUUUUAUUUAUUACUCAUCAUACAGUUUUAUUACUUCUUGAAAGAUUGUUUUCUUUCUUAUAUUGUUUUGGGAUAAAGACUGCUCAAAAAUGGCAGCAAGAAGUCAUUCAGAAUAAUAACAACAUGUUAUGGAGAAGUUUGGAAACUAUUUCAUGAAGGAAAGUCAUUCUGAAGUUUUAAUGAUGCCCCAUCAAUCAUUAUAAUUAUGUUAUUGUUUGAACCUGUAUCACCAGAAAACAAUGCAUGAUAUUUUCCCAAAUCAUAUUUUAAUGAAUAACAACUUGAUAUUUAUUGCAUUGUUAUUCUGGUAGCUUUUAUUUAAACUUGAACCACAUCAAUUUUAUGUCUAAUUGAUAACUAAAAGCAUCCCCCAGCCUAAAACUUUGACUGUAUUCUAUUUAUAAACUGAUUUUUAAACAUGAAACUUUCCUCAUAGUAACACUAUUACUUCUACUGUGAGUUCACUCACAUCAUAAGCCACAAAGUCAGAUUUAAGCACAUAGGUUGUUGUUUUACAAGCAGAACUGUCAUGGACCUAGCCACUAUCAUUAAGGUCGUCUGUUGAUGUUUCAAAAAUCAAAGAAACGUACAUUUCUUUUGCUAAGAUGCAUUCAAACCAGCAAAUUCUCUCUCAUAUUUUCUCAUGUUCUGUCCUCAGACUUUCAAAUAGGUUCCAGUCUUGCUCACAUUUUGCCCAAUGCUGGCCUGUGCUGACCUCUAAGGAAGAGUUCAUUGAUGACCCACUUUAGAGUUUAUGAAGCACAGCACCAGCAUAUGCUUAGAACUUAAGAUUACUGCAAGAGAAGAUGUGAUCACAGUUUCAGAGAUUAAUCUGGGAUGCAAGAAAGCUUAUUUUAUCCCUCCCAGGAGACUUACCAGGCAAUUUUUGUUUUUAAGCACAAAGCCUUCUUGACCAACGAGAAAGAUACUUUUUGGGCAUAUUCUAUGUCUCAAGUAUGUCUUGUUAAGAGCUGGAACAAGACUGGAUCCUGUCUUCAUGGAACUUAUACUCUUAUGAAGAGAUACAAACAUUUAACCAAAAUUUACAGGAGGAGUUUGAAAUACUGCCUUGUGAUUCUGAACCAGCCUUUGGACAAAUGUUUUCGUCAUCUUUGGCACAAAGCUCUUUUAAGAGCCUGUGCUGAUGGAGGUGCCAACCGUUUAUAUGAUGUCACAGAAGGAGAGAGGGAGAGCUUUCUGCCUGAAUUCAUCAGUGGAGACUUUGAUUCUAUUAGGCCUGAAGUCAGAGAAUACUACGCUAUUAAGGGCUGUGAAAUUAUUUCAACUCCUGAUCAAGACCAUACUGACUUUACCAAGUGCCUUGAAGUGCUCCAAAAGAAGAUAGAAGAAAAAGAUCUACAGGUAGAUAUGAUUGUGACCUUGGGAGGACUUGCUGGACGUUUUGACCAGAUCAUGGCGUCUGUGAGCACUUUGUUCCAAGCGCCUCAAAUAACUUCUUUGCCAGUUAUAGUAAUCCAAGAGGAAUCUCUCACCUACCUACUCCAACCGGGAAAGCACAAACUGCAUGUAGAUACUGGGAUGGAAGGUGAUUGGUGUGGCCUCAUUCCUAUUGGACAGCCUUGCAAUCAGGUGACGACAACAGGCCUAAAGUGGAACCUCACACAUCAGAUGCUUGGUUUUGGAACACUAGUGAGCACUUCCAACACCUACGACGGAUCUGGUGUUGUGACUGUGGAGACCGACCGUCCCCUGCUCUGGACCAUGGCCAUCAAAAACUGACCAGUGCUGACCUCCGUCGCUGUGCCUCCGACAUACCUCGUUUGCCAACGACAUCAUGCUCAACAAGAACAGUCCACCUUGGCUGGCAGGACUCUAAACCUGUCCCCUGGGAAGCCCGCUAGUUUUAAAGACUGUCAUGUUUUGAUCAUUCAUGUAACACUAUAAAUGACAAAUUUCAGUUUUACUGUGAUAGGGGUGGUGGGGAAUCAUUGUUAAAGUAAAUAUGCUCUAUUAGAUUCAGUUGGAAAACUAACAUGGAUCAUCUCACUCUAAAAUUCAGUCCUGAUUACUCAUUAAUCACGCCAUGUACCCCCAGAAAACAGUUUGUAAUUUUGAAGCUGAGAAAGCUCUGAGGUUCUGUAGUGUCCAGCACAUGCACCUCCUCCUGUCGAUCCUUUAAUGCUUGCUUCUGUCUAAUAACAUUAGCUCUCUCAGUCAUGUGGAUUCCCUCUCACUGAAAAAAUAACUCCUUCUAGCUUGGGAUGCUAGAACCGCACCAUUUUAUUCUGACCUUAACAGUUUGGGGUAUUAUCUUUUAAUGAUAAAUAAAAAAUCACUAGCCUGACUACUAAAAUUUAAAACAAGUAGAACCCACCCAGCUGCUUUACAUAACGCAAACUCAGUGUUGCUGUAAAGAAAGAGACCAGCCUCUCUCUCCUCUCUGGUGCUAUGACAGAGUGAGGGUUGUGUUGUGAGUGGAGAAUGAUAGUGGGACCCCUUGAACUAGUUUGCAGUUGUGCAUAGUUAAUCAUUAGAGAUCAUUUUUAAAUUAUUUAUGCAAAUACAUGUGAAACUGAAUCCAGAUGUGAAAUAAAAAUAUUUAGCUACCAA
Odocoileus virginianus texanus is the source of this 3477-nucleotide messenger RNA. NCBI's taxonomy places the organism in Eukaryota, Metazoa, Chordata, Mammalia, Artiodactyla, Cervidae. The record is from RefSeq and is a predicted model, not a curated record.